Fusarium verticillioides 7600 is the source of this 2259-nucleotide messenger RNA. RefSeq lists its product as hypothetical. NCBI's taxonomy places the organism in Eukaryota, Fungi, Ascomycota, Sordariomycetes, Hypocreales, Nectriaceae. The coding region runs from base 571 to 945 and encodes 124 amino acids. The transcript has 2 exons. The record is from RefSeq and is a predicted model, not a curated record.
UGGACGGGCAAGGCAGUUGAAUCCCGCCAAAGCCUGGAGAACGGGAUAUGUCAAAACAGCCGCACGUGUUGCUCUCGCUGCUCGCCCCGAUUUUUUCAUUCUCUUUUCAUUCGAGAAGCAUCAGCCAAUCCGAAUCUCGCACUCAAUCCCUGAGCUUCGGUUUGUCUGCCACGUCGUCGCGUUCGCUUCGCUUCGCGCAAGUAAACACCACGUAUUGUAUGUACCAAGGUCAUGAGAAUGCCCAAAAAUGGAGACCGAUUGUUUGACAGAUCCGCGACGUGGGGUACGUGGGAGAUGCCUCGAGACAGAAGCGUCACGGCAUGGGGAGACUGUCUAAAGACCGGAGAUGUGGCAUUCGCGAGUUUCUGGAACCUCGCUAUCGUCCAUGGAUAUCAAGCUUUUUUUCUUACUCACCUACCUAGACCGGAUAGCUGGGUCAGAUCAGACACCCAUGAUAAGAGCGCUGCACUGUAAAUCAUCCAUCACGCAAACCUUGGGGGCCCUUGUCUAUCGUCGCAUGAUUCACCCUUCACUGCCUUAACAUCACUGUUACCUACCUAACGCAGGCAGAUGAGAGAAUUAAAGGUGCUCGCAAGGACCCCACACGUCGGCCAAUCUAAUUCUUAUCAAUCAACCAUAAGGGUCUUCCCAUUCCGAAAGGUCCCCUACUUGCGACCUUCUCAAAUCUCUCGCACCUCUUAUCACCAACCGUUUCACAAUCCAUGGCUCAACGGUCGGUACAUACAUGCAAAUUCCGGAAGAGAGAGAGAAAAGAAAAAAAGUUCCCUUCCCAAAAAGGGUUGCGCGAGAUUAAAAACAAGAAAAGAUGAACGAGUCGGGAUGAAACUUGGCAUUGAAAAAACUGACUGUUCUCGGAGGGACUCGAUGCAUGUCAUGCAGCGUCUUUUCUUCACAUGCGGCCAGGAUCCAAACCGGUCAGUGUGAUGAGCUAGGGAUGCCGAUGCCCCUUCUCACCGAUCAGAUGGUGAUUUCGUCUUGCCCUGGCUAGAAAGAGCAUUCAACAGCCGCCGAGACUUGUGACCCGAACCCGAAUCCCGCAUUCGGUGGGUGUCAUCACGUCAAAAUCUCUAACUACAGCGCGAGCAAGGAUGGCGGGGUAUCGGGAACGGAGGACGGAGAUUGAACAUACCAACAUAAUACAUCAUGAUACGCAUCGGGUCGGGGUCAAGACAAGCUAAGGCCAUCAUCAUGGUUGCUAUUACACUCUGAAACUAUCUCGGGUGCUAUCUCGCCAUGUUAUCACCCCAAAUCAUCAUCUUGAUAGCCUUUGGCUGGGCGAUAGAGAUCAACUCAAUCUUCCCACGUGCUCUGGACCCCACGACAUCUGAUGAUUCCGACCUUGGCUCAGGCGUGGGAUGAUCUUCCGAGAAGAAGCAUUACGUUCCGAAUAGACGGUAUCUGGCUGCCUUGAAGGAUUUCGAGGGGGCCAUAUUUCAGCAUGCAGAUUGAGUUAGGGUUGCGACUGCGACCACUUCAACACCAUCAUACGUUGGCUCGCAUACAUAAUGCCAGUUGUGAAUGCUCCGGGAUCGUAUGUACAUACAAACGCCGCCGAGAUUGAAAGUAAAGUAAAGUUGCUGCGCCUGAAAGCCCCGAAAGUACCACCAUGAGGCCAUCUACCCCACAGCAAGGCUCACCGGUAUGGAGUAUGGAGAGUCCAAUUGCAACGCAGUGCCAACAUGCAGCAUGCAGCGUGGCAGGGCUGCUGACACACCUGCUCUAUUGGAGCCAUUGGAUGGUGAUGCAUCCUGCAUUGCAUCCAUAUAUCGACACACAGACAGACAGCACCCGCAUCCGAUGAACCGAGGUGCAGGUAAUGAAUGCCUUGGUCCCCUCAAUUGUGUGUGCAUUAUGUGACGGUCAUGAUUUGCAAUUGUCAGAGGGAGGCAAACCUUGAUCCCCUUGGUCUGGAGGGAUCUGAGGCCCGUUUAUCCAGGGGAUUUCCUUGUUAGUUUGAGCCUGGACUGGACCGAGAUGGAUAUUAACUUUUAGUAAAGCGUCUCGUCUGAAGUUUUUAGUAGGGGGUGCAUGAUGACGAUGACUCUUGUUGAUGUCAACUGUGGCAAAGGGCGUAGCGUUCGUGCCUGAGCAAGAUCAAAGCGUCUGGAGUCGUCCUCGUCGCGACCGCAAGCUAGGAUUGCAAGAGGAAGUUGGAGAGUAGAGUAGUUAGGCGAUCUCUGGUGAGUUGCAUCAUUGAUAUCGCAUCGCAAUUAUAGCCAAUUGACAGGUUGGCAGCCA